AGUAAUACAUUGGCAGUUGGGUGGGGAGGGUUUUCGUCAAUAAAGUUUCCUUUAUUAUUCUUCUACAAGAGAAGUUCUUUUUUAUUUAAAUAAUUGAAAGGCUAAUACUGCAUAAGGAAUUGGAAGAAUAUUAUAAUAAAUUUCCAAGAUGUCGACAUCUGCGAUAUAUAUUUUAGACGUAAAGGGGAAGGUUUUGAUCUCUCGAAAUUAUCGCGGAGACAUAGAAACGGGUGUUAUAGAAAAAUUCAUGCCUCUAGUAAUGGAACGCGAAGAGGAAGGCAAUCUUACUCCGAUUAUUCAAACUGCUGAAUGUACAUAUGCGUACAUCAAGUACAAUAAUCUGUAUAUUGUGUCUACUACAAAAAAGAAUGCAAAUAUUUCCUUAGUAUUUGUAUUCUUGCACAAAUUGGUGCAAGUGAUGCAAGAAUAUUUCAAGGAACUGGAAGAAGAGAGUAUAAGAGACAAUUUUGUAGUCAUUUAUGAGCUCCUAGAUGAAUUAAUAGAUUUCGGUUACCCACAAACCACGGACAGUAAGAUAUUACAAGAGUACAUUACUCAAGAGGGUCAUAAGCUUGAAAUUCAACCACGCAUUCCUAUGGCUGUAACUAAUGCAGUAUCUUGGAGAUCAGAAGGAAUAAAGUACCGCAAAAACGAAGUAUUUCUGGAUGUCAUAGAAUCUGUGAACCUUCUAGCAAAUGCUAAUGGAAAUGUAUUGAGUUCUGAAAUUGUUGGUGCCAUAAAGAUGAGAGUUUACUUGUCUGGAAUGCCAGAAUUAAGGCUUGGUCUAAACGACAAAGUGUUAUUUGAAUCUACAGGACGUGGAAAGUCCAAAUCUGUUGAGUUGGAAGAUGUGAAAUUCCAUCAAUGUGUCAGAUUGUCUAGAUUCGAAAAUGAUAGGACAAUUUCCUUCAUUCCACCUGAUGGAGAGUUUGAAUUGAUGUCUUAUAGACUAAACACCCAUGUAAAGCCUCUGAUAUGGAUUGAAUCUGUCAUUGAGAGGCAUGCCCAUAGCAGAGUGGAAUACAUGAUAAAAGCAAGAUCACAGUUUAAGAGACGUUCCACGGCCAACAAUGUAGAAAUAGUAAUUCCAGUACCCAAUGACGCAGACUCUCCUAAAUUUAAGACUACCAUUGGCAGUGUUAAAUAUUCACCAGAGCAAAGUGCUAUAACUUGGUUCAUUAAGUCAUUCCCUGGUGGAAAAGAAUAUUUGAUGCGAGCACACUUUGGUCUACCAUCUGUUAUUGGAGAAGAUGUAGAAGGAAAGCCACCAAUUCAAGUGAAAUUUGAGAUUCCAUACUUCACUACUUCUGGAAUUCAAGUGCGCUAUCUAAAAAUAAUCGAGAAGAGUGGAUACCAGGCACUACCAUGGGUAAGAUAUAUAACUCAGAAUGGAGAUUAUCAACUGAGGACAAAUUGAACAAAUUAGUGGAGAAAAAAAAUGUUUUUAGCACUUCAUUUUAAUCUUAACUGAAGAUAAAUGAAUAAAAACUAGUCGGUUUGCUUAGUACGCUUCCGAAUGUUUAUAGUUGACGAUUGUGACACAUUUGAAGUGUAAGAUUGUAUAGAAUCUAGAAAUAGUAUUUGCAAUAUUGACAAAUAAUUUAGUCUCUAAUUUUUUUUUUUUUUUGCAAUUUUAAUACUCCUUCACAUUUUGUAUAUGUUCUUCAUGUGUUGUAUAUAAUUUUUUUUAGAAUAGUUUCGGUAAUCUGUUCUCGUGAUAUCAUAAAUUGCGUUUAAAUGCAAAGUACUUAAUUUAUUAACUGUAUGUUUCUUUCGAUUUCGUUAUAAAUAUGUAUUACAAAUUAUAUUUUUUUCAUAUACUAUUACACGUUAAAUAAUCCAAUAUAAAAAAGAAAAAAAAAUGUAAAUAUAUUGAAAAUCAUGGUGUCUGAAUGUUUUCCUGGAAUUGUUAAUGAAUUAAUAGGCAUUUUCCUGUAGUAACAUAAGGUCUAAUAGUAUUGGAAAACUAUUAUAUAUCCGUAUGACCAUAAAUAAUAAUAUUGUUAUUAUUGUAAACAGUGUAUUAGUAAUUUAAGAUACUGAGGGAAUGUAUUAAAUUUUUAACAGAAAUCA
Frieseomelitta varia is the source of this 2073-nucleotide messenger RNA. RefSeq names its product AP-1 complex subunit mu-1-like (gene AP-1mu). Gene Ontology annotation, molecular function: clathrin-cargo adaptor activity. The transcript has 2 exons. NCBI's taxonomy places the organism in Eukaryota, Metazoa, Arthropoda, Insecta, Hymenoptera, Apidae. The record is from RefSeq and is a predicted model, not a curated record. Gene Ontology annotation, biological process: vesicle-mediated transport; intracellular protein transport. Gene Ontology annotation, cellular component: clathrin-coated vesicle; clathrin adaptor complex. The coding region runs from base 149 to 1417 and encodes 422 amino acids.